UCUCAAGCGCCAUCAAAGUUCACCAUCUCAUCACAAUUUGCGAUGUGGCUUGGCCCAGUUACAGUGUCGCUCCUUGCGACGAUUAGCCAUGUCGUUGGCCAAGAUCAAAAACCGUUAACAGAUGAAGCCGUGAUUGAACCCGUUUUCACUGUCCGCGAACAAUCUUCUGACCUCUGCGAUGCGGGCGCUCGCCAAUUCACCGGGACGGUCAACGUGACGGAUGAUAAGUCCAUGUUCUUCUGGUACUUUGAGAGUCGCAAUAAUCCAGAGACUGAUCCUUUGUUACUAUGGAUGAGCGGCGGACCGGGCGCAUCUGGAGAAAUGGGAUUAUUCAUGGGCAGUGGUCCCUGUACCGUGAAUCCCGAUGGGAACUCAACAAAACGAGCUGAAUACUCGUGGAUCGAUCACGCCAACGUCGUUUACAUCGAUCAACCCGUCGGCGUCGGCUUCUCCAAAAUCACAGACCGAAACAAAAUCGCCGUUAGUCUCGAACAAGGCGCGAAAGACGUACAUACCUUCCUCUCCACAUUCUCCCACGACGUAUUCCCCAACCUCGCCGGAAAACCUUGGCACAUCACUGGUGAAUCUAUGGGCGGCCACUACGUCACAGGUUACACGAAACAUAUCGUCUCUCACGAACGCCAGAACGCGAAGCGCGGCAUCAAGCCUCGGGUCGAGAUCUCAUCUGCGAUUAUCGUGGAUGGGUAUAUUGACGCGACGCAGCAGUUCAUGGGAUAUUAUGACUUCUUUUGUGAGGAUUGGGCUGGUGAUGGAAGGAAAUAUCCGUUGAUGAAUCGGACGGCUUGUGAGAAUAUGCUUGCUGCGAUACCGGAGUGCCAUAAAAUGGGGAGUCAGUGUCGGUACUUUUAUGAUAUAGAGACUUGUCGCGCGGCAAAUGAGGUUUGUGAGAAGUCGUUGGGAGAGUACUUUAUGGAAGGCGUCGUGCCUGGUGGCUGGGAUCCUUAUGAUAACAGACACCCGUGUGAGAAGCCUCCUUUGUGCUCGAACAUGGACCACGGACCGGAAUGGAAGUUCCUGAAUCGUCGUUGGGUUCAACAAAGACUUGGAUUCGACCGCUUUCCAUUUUACCUUAUCGACUUUGAUACCAAUGAGCGCUGGGAUAUUGCGCAGAAUAUCCAUAUACCUGUUACGCGCGAGUUGACGUGGAUUCUUGACGAGACGGAUAUACGAGUUCUGUUCAUCAACGGCAACAACGACAUAAUCAUUAACACCCCCGGACAAAUGCGCAUGCUGAACCAACAGCGAUGGAAGGGGCAGGAUAACUAUCGGGAACUUGGCUACGAAACCUGGCACUACAAGGACGGCGAACUAACAUCUGAUGCUGAUGGUUGGAAUGUGAAGGAGGGAGGCUUCUGGAAGGGGAAUGAUCAGUUGAGUUUCUAUGCUGUUGAUGAAGCGGGACAUAUGUCUCCUUAUCACCAGCCUGAAGCUGUUGGCGCGAUAGUUCGAGCAUGGCUUCGCAAUGACUGAAUUCACCCUCGUUCGAAAAUCAUAUCAGAAACUCUCACAUAACAAUGUUAUUCCGCUUAUCUAGAGUACCGAUCUCGUCUAAAGUCUAGCCUGCUUCGUCACCAACUCUCUUCCCUCCCUAUCCGCACUCCUCGCAUCCUCAACAAUCAUAUGCGCCGCCUUUUCAGCGAUAGCGUAAACAGUAGCUUGGAUAUGCGCACUGAUCUGCAACGGCAUAACACUUGCGUCAACAACCCUCAAGCCAUGGACGCCAUAGACUCGAAGUCUUUCAUCAACGACUCCUCCUUCGAUGCCAGCACGACCGCCCAUGGCGCAUGUUCCGACAGGAUGCCAAUCCGUAAUGGUGUUUUGAGUAAUCCAUUCUCCAAGACGCUUAUCAUCUUUGAUAACGGCAGUGGAAGGGGAUGCUGAGGAGCGGAUUAUGUUUGAUAGAGGAGCUGUGUGUACGAUCUUAUCGACGAAUUGAAGACAUUGCUUCAUAGCCUCCAUAUCCAGGUUUCCAUGGAGACCCUCGUAGUAUUUCGGAUCGAUGGCGGGUGAAUCUUCAGCUGUAGCGUGGUCACUUGGCCGAAUGUGAAUAGAUCCAACGCUGAAAGGAUACUGUAAGAUCUGCAGCAUAGUGCCGUACUUCUUACCCUCUUCACCCUUGAAGUUAGGGUUCCAGUUCCCAAGAUCAAAUAUAUACUCUAUCUGACCAAGUUUAGAGUUUCCAUCCAAUCGUUCACGAAGAAUAUCUUGCUUGUCCGAGUCAAACACAGAUACCUUGUCUGCAUCUUCAUAAAGACUAGCAAGAGUAUUCUUUGGAACAAAAUGCGCAAAAGGGACGUAGCAAAGAGACACAGGCAGCACCGUCAAAGGGCCAUCUGCCUUGGCCGUAUACUCCUCUUUCGCAGCAGCACUAAGCUUCUCAUCUCUCAUAAGAUCAUCCCGAUUAGCGAGCGAUGGAUCAACCUCAAAGAUC
This is a messenger RNA of Fusarium odoratissimum NRRL 54006, 2452 nucleotides long. RefSeq lists its product as uncharacterized. The record is from RefSeq and is a predicted model, not a curated record. The transcript is spliced from 6 exons. Lineage: Eukaryota; Fungi; Ascomycota; Sordariomycetes; Hypocreales; Nectriaceae. Gene Ontology annotation, molecular function: serine-type carboxypeptidase activity. The coding region runs from base 43 to 1491 and encodes 482 amino acids. Gene Ontology annotation, biological process: proteolysis. Gene Ontology annotation, cellular component: fungal-type vacuole.